AGCAUGGCGAAGGGAGGUCGAUUUAUGGAGAUGAGAGGAAGUGGUACAUUAAAUUGUUUGAUUAAUGGAGGAAAAGUAUAGAAAUCAAGGACGAUCGAGAUAGGGAGGGAGGGUGGCGCACCGGGGAGAUGGGGAGGACGCCGUCGUCGGGCGGCGGAAACAACCGGAAGUCUAGGCACAGGCGGAUCGCCGACAUCCUUGCCGAGGAUGAGGAGUCCAGCGAUGAGUCCGUCGUCCAGGGGUGUGGAGGCGACCGUUACAGUGGCGGCGGGGGAAUGCUGCCGGUUUUCCUCAACGACCAGAGCGAUCUGGUGGAGGUGAUGCUGGAGCUCGACGAGGAGUCGAUGGUGGUGCGGAGCGUCACCCCGACAUCGGCCGCCGCCAUGGAGACCCCGUUUGCGGCACGGGAGUCGUCUGGGAGCUUGAGCCAGUGCUCGUCGACGGCGUCGCGGAUACGGCGCAAGUUUUCCUGGUUGCUGUCGCCCACGCCGCGUCGGACCCUGGCCGAGAUGCUGGCGGCGGAGGAGGCGGCGUCGGCGGCUGGGUCGAGUCCUCUCCCGCCGCCCGCAGCGGCCAUUUCGUCUCGCGAAUCGCGGCGGAUCCGGGCGCGGCUGGAGCGGACGCGAUCCGGAGCCCAGAGGGCGCUGAAGGGGCUACGAUUCAUCAGCCGAACGACUGUGGGGGCCGCGGCGGGGGAUGCUGGAGAGCUCUGGCGACGGGUUGAGGCCCGGUUCGCUGCUCUCGCCGAGGAUGGCUUACUUUCCCGGGAGGACUUCGGCGAAUGCAUUGGAAUGGUGGAUUCGAAGGAGUUCGCUGUGGGCAUCUUCGACGCCUUGGCGAGGCGGCGGAGACAGAACUUGGAGCGGGUCACCAAAGAAGAACUCCACGAUUUCUGGCUCCAAAUCUCAGAUCAAAGCUUCGACGCUCGCCUCCAAAUAUUCUUCGACAUGGCCGAUACCAAUGUGGAUGGGAGGAUAACAAGACAGGAGGUCCAAGAGUUGAUAAUUCUGAGCGCUUCAGCUAACAAGCUCGCGAAGCUCCAAGAGCAGGCAGAGGAGUACGCGGCGCUCAUUAUGGAAGAACUGGAUCCUGAAAACCUUGGCUACAUCGAGCUAUGGCAGCUGGAGGCUCUGCUGCUACAACGGGACACCUACAUGAACUACAGCCGGCCUCUGAGCUCUGCGAGUGCCGCUGCGUGGAGCCAAAACAUCACUGCCGGAGGUGCAAGUGGGCCGAAACAGCAGCAUCAGCGGCAGCGGCGUCCCCGGUUCAGCAUUCGCCGGGCUGCGGAUAGGCUACAGAUGGCGGCGAGGGAGAACUGGCAGCGGGCGUGGGUGGUGGCGGUGUGGAUGAUCACCAUGGCAGCCCUGUUCGCCUGGAAGUUUGCUCAAUACCGGCACCGGUCGGCGUUCAGGGUGAUGGGCUACUGCCUCCCCGUCGCCAAGGGUGCCGCCGAGACGCUCAAGCUCAACAUGGCUCUCGUCCUGUUCCCUGUCUGCCGGAACACCCUCACCUGGCUCCGCUCAACCCGCGCUCGUCUCUUCGUCCCCUUCGACGACAACAUCACCUUCCACAAGAUGAUUGCGACCGCCAUUGUGAUCGGGAUUCUGCUACACGCGGGGAAUCACUUGGCGUGCGACUUCCCACGGCUGACUAACGCGUCGCCGGCACACUACCAAUUGGUGGAAAGGUACUUUGGACGGGUCAGGCCGACGUACGGGAGCUUGGUGGUGGGGGUGGAGGGGUUGACGGGGAUUGCAAUGGUGGUGCUGAUGUCCGUCUCCUUCACUCUUGCGACGCAUCGCUUCCGGAAGAACGGCGUUCGCCUCCCCUUCCCUCUCAAUCGCCUCACCGGCUUCAACGCCUUUUGGUACUCACACCACCUCCUCGCCCUCGUCUACCUUCUCCUCCUCCUCCACGGCUACUUCGUUUACCUCAUCCACAGGUGGUACCAGCGAACGACAUGGAUGUACAUCUGUGUUCCAUUGCUGCUCUAUGUGGGGGAGCGAAAUCUAAGAGCUUUCCGGUCCCAAGCUUACUCCGUCAAGAUCUUAAAGGUCUCAUUACUACCUGGUAACGUGUUAACGGUGACAAUGUCCAAACCACAUGGAUUUCGUUAUCGAAGUGGACAAUACAUAUUUCUGCAGUGCCCUGCCAUCUCCCCAUUUGAAUGGCAUCCAUUCUCUAUUACAUCGGCCCCUGGUGAUGACUACCUCAGCGUUCACAUUCGAACCAGUGGAGACUGGACCCAGGAGCUCAAACGCAUAUUUGUGGAGAAGUACUUCACGCCACACUUGGUAGGAAAAGCUACGUUUGAUGGGUUAGGUUUGCUGGGACAGAAAAGCUUGCCACGAUUGUUUGUCGAUGGACCUUAUGGUGCCCCAGCACAAGAUUUCAGAAAUUACGAUGUUCUACUUUUGGUUGGACUUGGCAUAGGAGCCACACCUUUUAUCAGCAUUCUCAGGGACCUACUCAACAACAUAAAGUUAGCUGAUGAACUAAUGGAUCUGGCAAUGGAAACUAGCAGGUCAGACGUUAGCAGUACUAGCUACAGCCUUUCCACAUCCAGUAGCAGCAACAGGAAGAGAUCCUACAGAACUAGCAGUGCUCACUUCUACUGGGUCACUAGAGAGGCAGGAUCCUUUGAAUGGUUUAAGGGAGUGAUGAAUGAUGUGGCUGACAUGGACAAAAAGGGUGUUAUAGAGAUGCACAAUUACUUGACGAGUGUUUAUGAGGAGCGAGAUGCGAGGACUACUCUCCUCUCAAUGGUACAGGCUCUAAAUCAUGCAAAGCAUGGAGUUGAUAUUGUCUCGGGCACCCGAGUGAGAACUCACUUUGCAAGGCCAAAUUGGAAAGAAGUCUUCACUAAGCUAGCUUCGAAGCAUCCGGAUGCCACAGUUGGUGUAUUCUAUUGUGGAGCACCAACCCUAGCAAAAGAGCUGAGGAAUUUGUCACUUGAGAUGAGCCACAGGACGUCUACACGCUUCCACUUCCACAAAGAGCACUUCUAAUGGUGGAUACAAGAUAAAGAUUUUGACAAUAAAGUUAAUAGAAUCAAAAUAAUUAUACUUAUUUAUUAAUGCAUAUAACUUGUAUAAUUCACAUGCAAAAAUAAUCAGAGGAGAGCACAAGCUAAGGAAAAUAAGAUGGAAUUCAUGGUUAUUGUUCUAUAAUUACAAAGGUGUACAGUCCAUAAAUUUAUUAAUGAGCAAAAAUAAUAUAAUUUUUCAUUUCGUAA
Messenger RNA from Zingiber officinale, 3238 nucleotides. Its product is annotated as respiratory burst oxidase homolog protein E-like. Gene Ontology annotation, molecular function: calcium ion binding; NAD(P)H oxidase H2O2-forming activity; peroxidase activity. NCBI's taxonomy places the organism in Eukaryota, Viridiplantae, Streptophyta, Magnoliopsida, Zingiberales, Zingiberaceae. Bases 129 to 3011 code for a protein of 960 amino acids. The record is from RefSeq and is a predicted model, not a curated record. Gene Ontology annotation, cellular component: plasma membrane. The transcript has 14 exons.